Messenger RNA from Stereum hirsutum FP-91666 SS1, 3573 nucleotides. RefSeq lists its product as uncharacterized. The transcript has 6 exons. NCBI's taxonomy places the organism in Eukaryota, Fungi, Basidiomycota, Agaricomycetes, Russulales, Stereaceae. The record is from RefSeq and is a predicted model, not a curated record. The coding region runs from base 1 to 3366 and encodes 1121 amino acids.
AUGAACACGACAACACCGAAGAAAUCUGUCCACUGGACGCUCCUCAACUACGCCAAAUCGCCCACCUCGCUGCCAUCUCCUAUAUUUUCCGAAGGGUCCUCCAUCUCAUCCGUCACAUCCACCUCAACACUCCAACACCUCAACUCGCAACUCGUAGCGCAUGGAUUUGCAACGGCUCCCGGACUCUCGCUGGAUGGGUGUUCGAAUGCUGAUAUGGACGGCGUUGUGAAGUGUUUGAUGGGGAUGUUAUCUCAAAGAAUGGAGGACAUGUCACGGACGGAGGAACUGUCGACGAAACUGAGGACUAUGUCCUACGACCACGACCGCCUAUUCACCAUGCAUCGCGCCGCCGUCGAGAAGACAGCAAACGCCGAACGCGAAACGAAUCUCCACAAAUCCAAGCUCGCCACCGCAACCCGCGCGCUCGCCCAAUCUGAAGCCGCUCACAAACAAACGACCCUCGAACUCCAACGCACACGCACGUCCCUCCAAGCCCUCCGCUCCCAACAUACCACCGCGCUCCAAAAGCGAGACUCCGAAAUCAGCAAGAUCACAGAGAAAUGGAACAAACUGUCCGACUCGCAGCUCCGCGGCUCUUCCAACCAUCACUCCUCCAUGUCAGGCUCGGGAGGGAUGCGCUCGGGGAUGACGCUCGUCAAUUCUGGGAAUGGUGAGAUCGUGGAGGAAAAGUUUGGUAGUAAGAUGAGGAGAGGGAAGGGCGUGCUGGAGUGUGCGUUGGAAGAGGCGGAGGAGGCGUGUGGGAGGUUGAGGGAGGAGAAUGCGGAAGUUAAGGGAUUGGUGGUGGAUGUUACGAAUACGGUACAGCGGAUAUUGCAGAAAGCUUUAGGAAAGGAUCCAGACGGUGAGGAUGCGCCCGAACCCCUAGGUUCCUUAGACCUCUUCCCCCACCCAGGCAAUAUAGGCCCCUCCGACACCGCCUUCGACAAACUAAGCUCGCUGCUCACACGUCUCCGGAACGCUAUCGUGGACCUUCUCCCAGACGCAGACUCCCCCUCCAACAAUAACGCUGAUCCGAGUGCUUCGACUUCGACUACGACGACACUUAUUGGCGAUCAGGCGGGGGCAGGUAAUGGGAAGUUCAAACCUUGUGAACAUGGGGAGGAGAUCGAGAGACUGAAGGCGACGAUUGAGAUGCUGCGUUCAGAACUCGACAAAGCACACAAAGAGCAAACAGAAUAUGCCACACGCGCCCAAGCCCUCUUCGAUGAGUUCGCAGCGAAUCCACCACAAUUGACCAUGCUUCCCGCUACCGCGACGGACACGAGAGAGUUAGGUAAAGGGAUGGAAGAGCUACAACAGGGGAGGGAGGAGUUGGAGCAGGAGAGGCUUGCGUUUACGGAGGUUGCGAUGCAGGUGGGCAGGGAGAGGGCGGAUCUAGAGGCUGAACGGCUGAAGUUCCUCGAAGAGAGACGUUCGUGGCAGAUAUCUCAACUAGAGAACAAUCACAACCACACCAACAAAGCCAACAACACCCUUGCCUCCCACUUCCCCCCAGAACCCAUCGACACAGACACCGACAUCCCAGAAGCAGACGACCGCCCGCCCUCACCUACCUCUUCCGCCCCUUUCUCUCCCCCACCAGCACCCCCUUCCAAAUCACACAACCCCCGCAAAUCGCGCUCCUCAACCUCCCGGCCCAUCCAUAUUCACACGCAUGUCACACUCCGAAGCCCGGCGCGCGAAAAAGCCCGGAGGAUGUCCAAGGUGAGAUCGCCUGUGAAGCCCGGGGGAAAGGGAGCGGGAUUGAAGGCUGCGUUGGCGAAGUCGAGGGGGGCGGGGGCUGGUGGCAGUGGUAGCAGUUCAGGCGCGGGUGCUAGCGGCUCGAAGCCGAAGGAGACACAAACACAAGCAAGAGGAGUGAGGAGGUCUUCGAGGAGAUCUUCUCGACGAGGUUCGGCUGGUAGUGGGAGUGGUAGUGCAGGGCCGAGCGUCGUCCCGUCGUACGAGACGGAAUUGAAUCUUCCCCCUGGAGCUGGAGCGGGGAAUAUUGGGAGUGGGAUGGGGCUAGGUCUGGGCCACUUCGUGCUUCCACCUCCGAGCCCACAGUCUACUCUACCGCCGAGCAAAUUGCUCGCUGCUGUCGCAACUACUUCCGCACCCGCCACGGGCACGGGCACAAGUAGGACAAGAACGACGAGUUCGGGAAGUGGCGGAAAUGUGGCGAGUCAACAUCCUGGGAAGAUCGUCCAUUCGAGGGGGUCUGGUAAGAUGAAUGUAGAUCCAGAGGAACCGUCGACUACGCCGCCUUGGGGGAUUCCGUCCGCAUCGUCAUCUAAUUCCGAACUACCAGCACUAGUCCCAGUGCCCGCUCCACAUCCUGACCCUGUCAAAAAACCACAACCGCAACCUCCAGCCGUUGAGUCUCAACCCAUCACAGGCCCCUCCAACCCUUCCGAAAACCCCUUCAUGCUCCUCCCCUCACAAAACCCCUCCAACCCAUUCAACCCCAACCCCUCCCAAUCUCAACUUCACCAGAACCCCUCCGCCCGCCCGUCCUUCCCCCAAGCCAAGCCCCACGCCAAACACAUGAUCCACGCCUACUCCCCCGCGCGCCCUUCCCCGCUCAGCCGCAUCCUGCUCAUGGGCAAUUCCCCAGAAAACGGAGGUCCGCCACCACUGCCGGCGCCGCAACUGGCGUUAGGGAUGCUGGGGGAGGAGGACGAGAGUAUGGAUAUUGAGGAUUUGAUGCGGGAGCCGGAUGUGGGAGCGAAGGUGCCGAGGAUGCAAAAGGAGAUGGAGGACGAUAAUCCGAUGGAGGAGCGAGUGAGGUCUGGGCAGGGAGCGAAGGGUAGGGCUGCUGGGACGUCGAAGGUCAAGGCUACGGCUGCAGCCAAAUCGAACCCUGCGCUGGACGUCCCGGCUCCAAAGAAGAAGCAGACCGUGCCCACAGCUGGAGCAGGAGCAGGAGCUGGCCCGAGCAUAGAUAAAGGCAAGGGCAAAGCAAAGGAGAAGGAGCGAGAGAAGACCGGGACGAGCAGUGAGGCUACAGGUGCGGGAGCAUCGACCUCGAGAAAACGGGCAGAUGCUGUGGGGAAGGAGAAUGCGGUGAAGAAAAAAGCAAGGACGGGCCCAACGACUUCCGUGGUCACUUCUACCGCCGCUUCUUCCAAACCAUCCACUUCAACAGCAACGACAGGAGGGAGGACGCUCAGGUCUUCGACAUCGACGUCAACGGCAAAAUUGAGGUCAUCUGCCUCGACGGCGGCAUUCAAAACUACUUCGGGUGCGGGAGGUGCAGCGGGGUCUAGGACGGCGGUGAAGAAGACGAGUGGAGGACCGAGGAGGGUUCCGGUUGAUAGUACGGAGGCUGCACCUGCACCUAGCGGGCGGACUUGGAGAGGAUGAUGAUGCGGAUAUGGAGGGUGUGAUGACGGAUGUGGGGGUUGGGGUGUAGUAGUCAAGCGGAUGGGAUUGGUGGACAUGUUACAUACCCUUGUGUUUCAGUUUGAGUCGAGUCUUAGUUUUCGCUGAGCGUCCAGUGUAGUUUUUAUUAUCAGUGGCUAACUUUCCCUUGAUUUAUAUCGCUGUGAUUUUGAACCAGACAGAUAUUGC